Messenger RNA from Cavenderia fasciculata, 162 nucleotides. RefSeq lists its product as uncharacterized. NCBI's taxonomy places the organism in Eukaryota, Evosea, Eumycetozoa, Acytosteliales, Cavenderiaceae. The transcript is spliced from 2 exons. The record is from RefSeq and is a predicted model, not a curated record. The coding region runs from base 1 to 162 and encodes 53 amino acids.
AUGGAACAACCAGAUGAUGAAUUUAUAGAGACUAUUGUCAUUUUAACAAAGCAUAAUAACAAAAAUAGCAAUGACAAAGCAAGAGAAGCAAAACAAAGAUUCGAUAACUAUGUUUUAGAUAGAAACAAAGUUGUCAAGGGAGUUUAUCCAACUUAUAAAUAA